AUGCUAGACGAUUCACGCAGGAAUUCGGAUUCCGACGGAUUGUACUCCGGCAAGAGCUCGAUGAGCAGCGAUACAACUGCCGCGACGGCCCUCAGCCACUCCGCCAGCUUCGGCCGGUUCUCGUUCGAGCUACCGACGAGUUCGCCGGAUCAGACUGCCGCGCUGCGGCCUCACCGGUCGUCGGACUCCUCGUUCAGGGGCGUGCCCCUGCGGGGCAGCCCCGGCCUCCGCGACUUCAGCCUAGUGCGGCAGAUCGGCGGCGGCGACAUCGGCCGCGUCUACCUCUGCCGCCUCCGCGGAGCGGCGGACGACGGGCGGCUCUACGCGAUGAAGGUGGUGGACAGCGACGCGGUGGCACUGAAGAAGAAGACGGCGAGGGCGGAGACCGAGCGGAAGAUCAUGCGGAGGCUGGACCACCCGUUUCUGCCGACGCUUUUUGCCGAAUUUGAAGCGUCGCGCUUCUCGUGCGUGGUGAUGGAGUACUGUCCCGGCGGGGAUUUGCAUUCUCUCAGGCACAAGCAGCCGCACAAACGGUUCUCCAUUAGCGCUGCGAGGUUUUACGCAGCUGAAGUUCUUGUGGCACUAGAGUACCUACACAUGCUCGGAAUAGUUUACAGAGACCUAAAGCCCGAGAACGUGCUUGUGAGGUCCGACGGCCACAUCAUGCUCACCGACUUCGACCUCUCCCUCUGCUCCGACUCCACCGCCGCCCUCGAGUCCCCGGACUCCUCCCCGGGACCGCCGCCUCCCUCCCUCUUCCCCUGCCUCCCUUUCGGCGGCCGCCGCCUCUUCCGCUCCCGGAAAGUCAGGACGGCCCUAGCGGCGGGCCUCCGGUUUGUGGCCGAACCCGUCGCUGCCCGGUCGUGCUCCUUCGUCGGGACCCACGAGUACGUAGCGCCCGAGGUGGCGCGCGGCGGGCCCCACGGCAGCCCGGUCGACUGGUGGGCCUUUGGGGUGUUCGUCUACGAGAUGAUCUACGGUCGGACCCCUUUCGCGGGGCCCACCAACGAAGCGACCCUGCGCAACAUCGUGCGGUCCCCGCUCGAGUUCCCGCCGGACGGGCCCGGAGGGGAGGCGCGGGCCGCAAGGGACCUGAUUGCGGGCCUGCUGGAGAAGGAUCCGGCCCGGAGGCUCGGGUCGAGGCACGGGGCGGCCGAUGUUAAGACGCACCCGUUUUUCAAAGGGAUGAAUUUCGCACUCAUCCGGUCGGCGCCGCCGCCGCAGAGCACGGCGAGGUUGAGGCGGCAGAAGACGGCGCCGGCUAGGUCACAGAAGGAAUCGUUCAGUGUCUUUUGA
Striga hermonthica is the source of this 1296-nucleotide messenger RNA. Lineage: Eukaryota; Viridiplantae; Streptophyta; Magnoliopsida; Lamiales; Orobanchaceae. The record is from the annotation of a GenBank genome assembly.